Molecule: messenger RNA, 1281 nt
Organism: Diachasma alloeum
Lineage: Eukaryota; Metazoa; Arthropoda; Insecta; Hymenoptera; Braconidae
Product: neprilysin-1
Exons: 11
Coding region: 358-1281 (307 amino acids)
Biological process (GO): protein processing
Cellular component (GO): plasma membrane
Molecular function (GO): metalloendopeptidase activity
Source: RefSeq, a predicted model, not a curated record
GCGGCGCAACUAAAAAGUGAUAUCGACGAUCUAUUUAUUCUUGACCAGAAAUUGCGAGAGGCAAGACAGAAUGGAAGCCAGUCGGAGUUGCAGUUGCAGACUCUUACAACAUUUAUUCUCGAAUGGCAAAAGGAAAUUCAAUCAGAACCUGAUCCAAAAACUGUGGUAAACUGGAAAGAAGUGAUUCAACGUUGGGCCACUCGUGAAAUACCCGGUAGUAUACUGCUGGAAAUCGAUAGAAAAUACUACUUUUCGUUGCCAGAAAUAUGGAGGAACACCACUAAACGAACAAUUGUAAAUUACAUCCACUGGCAAUUUGUGAAUCGCAUUUUUGGUGAGGCCCCCAAAGAAACAGAAAUGUCCGAGGCGCAUACACAUUGGUUUGUCGAACAUUACUUCACGGAGACCGACCAAAAAGCAGUACCAGAAGUCGUGAAGUAUAUUAAAGAAGAGUUCAUAUAUCAAAUUGAAAAAUCCAAUUUGAUGGGCAAUUCUUCUAAAUCGGCCCUAAAGAGGAAACUGGAAAAAAUGGAAAUUCUUAUUGGCCGUCCAGAUUGGAUUCAAAAUAGAACAGAAAUUGAAAGUUACUAUGAAAAUAUGGCUCCUGGAGACACUGGAUACGAUAGCUGGGCACGGCCCUUAUUGGAAUGUUGUCAGGAAGUGCAGAUACGGUAUAUCCCAGCAGGAGCUUUUCACCUACCUUUUUUCAACUCAGAGGCACCUGAUUUCGUAAAUUACGGAGCGUUAGGAAGCAUUAUCAGCCACGAGAUAGGUCAUGGCUUUGAUGACCAUGGAAUAAGAGAUAGAACAUCAACUAGAAACCCUGUACGAGAUGACUUUAUGCUUUUUAACUACAAGAUUCAACUAGGAUGCAUUGAGGAUCAAUUCAGAAACUAUUUCAAAUCGGAUUCGCUGGUUGCUCAAACAAUGAGUGAAAAUGUCGCGGAUUUAAUUGCAACUCAACUAAUGUUGGGUGCUUACGACCGUGCGAAACAGGCUGGGAAGGCAAAUGUGACAGUGAAGCUCCCAGGGUUCGAAAAGUUUACUGAUGACCAAAUGUUCUUCAUCGCUUUUGCUCGGACAUACUGUCAAGUUACACUUGACAACUAUAAAGAUGAAUCUGACGUACACAGUCCACCGGAACUUCGGGUAAAUGUUGGUAUUAGUAAUGUUCCAAGAUUUGGCGCAGCUUUCAAUUGUACAGUGGGAAGUUCCAUGAAUGCGGCGAAAAAAUGUACCAUUUGGGAAAAAAGAAGUUCUUCCUUGAAUGACGACAGAUGA